Lineus longissimus is the source of this 1316-nucleotide messenger RNA. RefSeq lists its product as uncharacterized. The record is from RefSeq and is a predicted model, not a curated record. Bases 1 to 1308 code for a protein of 435 amino acids. The transcript has 3 exons. NCBI's taxonomy places the organism in Eukaryota, Metazoa, Nemertea, Pilidiophora, Heteronemertea, Lineidae.
AUGACAGCAACAUUGGACCUGGUACUUUUGCUGGAUUUCUUACAAGUUCAGGAUCAGGAUAAAACCGUUGGAACACAUGAGUCAAACGUAAAAGGAAAGACUUACAUCAAGGAGAACACGUCUGACACAAAGUCUAAGGAUAUCAAAGAAACUGUGAUAAAAACUGAAAAUUGUGAUGAGGAAAUCGACAUUGACUUGAAAGAUCCAGAGGUCGAGAAGGCUGCAUUAGCUAUACAGAAUAAAUUCAAGGGAUUUAAGAAGGGAGAGGCCAAAGCAGAAUCGGAGUCAAAGACAAAGGAUAAUUCUGUUGCUGGCGGGAAGGAUUUAGCGUCAUCAAAGCCAAAAGAAAACCCUGCGGGUACGACGACCACAGCUUCGACAGAGGAGGAGGAGAUUGACAUUGAUUUGACUGAUCCUGAGGUUGAAAAGGCAGCUUUGGCGAUACAGAACAAAUUCAAAGGAUUCAAGAAAGGGAAAGCUGCGGGGGCUGUGGAAAAUCAGGACACUUUGCAAGGGACUGCUAAUGUUGCUGCAGUUGUAGAAAAACAGGACACUUUGCAAGGGACUGCUAAAGUGGCUGCAGUUAUAGAAAAACAGGACAUUUUGCCUGAAACUGCUAGGACAGGAACGGGAAAUCAAGCUGUGUCAGAUCUUGGUAAGAUGGACGGGAAAGCUGAAUCGGCUGUUGCGGGGAAGGAAGAGGAGGAGGUAGACAUUGAUUUGACGGAUCCAGAGGUUGAAAAAGCUGCACUUGCCAUCCAGAGUAAGUUCAAGGGGAUGAAGUUCGGCAAGAAAUCGGCUGCUGCAAAAGUAGACAAGGGCAAUGGAGUUCAGAAGGAUGUGGAUUCAAAACCUGCGCAGGACAAGCCUUGUGAUAAGAAGGUUGAACCUGCAGCUGGAGCCAAUGAUCAGGAAGAAAUCGACAUCGAUUUGAAUGAUCCGGAAGUUGAGAAAGCAGCGUUGGCGAUUCAGAGUAAAUUCAAGGGGAUGAAGUUUGGGAAGAAAUCGAAAGCUGCUGAUGUUCCAAAGGUUAGAGAGGAUGGGGAUGGUGCUGUUUGUAUUGAUGGGGUUGACUUUGCUGCGUUGGAGAUCAAAGGAGCUCCAGCAUGUGAUGGAGGAAAUCCUACGCCUAUUCUACCAAGUGAGGAGGGACCCAUAGACAUUGAUUUGAAUGAUCCAGAAGUUGAGAAAGCUGCCUUGGCAAUUCAGAGUAAAUUCAAGGGGAUGAAGUUUGGUAAGAAAUCGAAAGCUGCUGAUGUUGUGGAUGCGGAUGCUGGGAAGGGUAGUGGGGAGGUUGGAAGAGUGUGACUAGUUAU